Messenger RNA from Racocetra persica, 4516 nucleotides. The record is from the annotation of a GenBank genome assembly. Lineage: Eukaryota; Fungi; Glomeromycota; Glomeromycetes; Diversisporales; Gigasporaceae.
AAAAAUGGUUAUUCCGCGUACAUUUCUUAUUAAUGAUGGAGCUGGUUUUGGAAAAUUGGUGAGACAAUUCCAAAAAUUCCCGAUUCGCAAAACUCUGGAUUCUUUACAUAUUAAUAUUAUAUCAGCAGACAAUCCCUGGGAAGUUAAUAUGUUUUUGUUUCAAUUAUUAACAUUUGGAAUUGUUUCUCACCAAAGUGAUAUUGGAACCCUUCCGGAUAUCCACGUAUUUAUCGAAGUUGCUUCUAGUGUGGAUAGUCGAUUGGCAAAAUCAUUGCCAAUAGUUAGUUAUUUAGAUACUCCACAUCUUCGUUUCAAUUUUAACAAAUUAAUCGUAUCGAAUGAGAUUUAUAGUCCAAUUCAAGUAGUUUGUCAAUACUUGAAUGCACAUGAAAAUGCCUCAUUGGAUGAAUGUGAAAUAGCUUAUCGACAACCCACACAUAAGCCUCUUCAUACUAAAAGAUGUCAACAAUUAUUGUCCAAAUAUUUCUUCAAAACUAUUACCCCUGAUCUUUUAUCUUUUCGAUUCCUUGAAAUCUUUAUUAAUGUUUUUGCAAAUCAACUGAUCCGGUUGUCAUGCAGUUCAUUUUUCACAGUGGAGAAUCUAAGGUUAAUGAUCAAAGAAAAUAACAUUCGAUUAACUUUGUUUAACACCUUAAUGGAUGUUUCUAAAGAUUUUGCCACACGAUCAAUUCAAACCAAAAAUUCUCAAAAGCAAGCACUUUCAGAUUCACCAGAUCAAUUAGGAAACAUAACUAGUUGGGACGAUUCUAAUCAUCUUUUAGUGUUUUUCAUGUCUCAAACACCAGAUUCCAUUUGUGCUUUAUAUCGUGAUAAAGCAAAAGUUCUUGAAAAUGUUCAGACUUUACUUAAAAGUCAGCACAUUUCAAGUGACAAAUGGCAGUUAGAAGAUUAUAGAACAAUGCCAAUGGACUUAUUGUUGCAGAGAUUGGAAAGUAUAGCUCGUAAAACUCAUCAUAAAAUUAAUUAUCCACCUUAUGCUUUAUCAGCUGAUAAUCUUUUGAAGAUGGCUUUGAUUUUGUUGAGAACACGCGCUAACGUACCUGUAGUAAUUUGUGGUGAAGCUGGAUGUGGAAAGACAAGCUUGAUUAGUUUCCUUGCUAGAGUGGUUGAAGCGGAAUUUCACGCUUUAAAUCUUCAUGCUGGCAUAACAGAGGAGAUGAUCAUUCAAUUUAUGGAAGACUCUCAGAUAAAUGUUCAUCAUCAUGAAGUCUGGUUGUUCUUUGAUGAAAUCAAUACAUGCAAUCAUAUAGGUCUCUUAGCUGAUUUGAUAGCUCAUAGAGUAUAUAAAGGCAAUCAAAUGUUACAUCCAAACGUUAAAAUAUUUGCUGCAUGCAAUCCAUAUAGAAUUAGAAUUAAAAGUUCAAGCGCUGCAGGAUUGCGUAUUAAAAGAUUUGAUGAACAAAGAAGUAAUUUAGUUUAUGAAGUAAAACCAUUACCCGACCAAAUCUUAGAUUAUGUUUGGGAUUAUGGUGUUUUAGAACCAAGUGAUGAAAGAAAAUAUAUAGAGAUUAUGACAAAAACUCAACUUGACAAUAACCUACAUCAUGAAAUGCUUGCCGAUCUAUUGUUCACUUCACAACAAUUUAUUCGAAAUGUUGAAGAAAAGUAUACUGUUAGUUUAAGAGAUGUUAAAAGAGCUAUUACUUUAAUAAAGUUCUUUUAUAAUUCAUUACAAGACCGGCCUCGGGUUAAUAAAGAAGUACCGUAUCCAACUGCUAAACCUAAUAUAGUUUUACGUUCGUAUAUACUUGGGCUAGGAUUUUGUUAUCAAUCUAGAUUAUAUGAACAAGAACAGCGAACAAAAUAUAGGAAAAAGAUGUGUGAAAUAUUUCUAAAAAACAAGUUUUCAAUUCGAGAGGAAUUGUUUGAACACGUGAUUAGAGAAGAACAAGAAGAUUAUGUUAAUAGGAUGACACUCCCAUUUAAUACUGCAAAAAAUGAUGCAUUAUUGGAAAAUGUGCUGGUUAUGAUUGUUUGCAUUCUCACCAAAAUUCCUGUGUUUAUUAUUGGAGCUCCUGGGUCUUCGAAAUCUUUAGCAAUUCGACUUGUAAGUCAGAACUUACGUGGUUCGGAUUCCAAUGAUGCAUACUUUAAAACUCUACCUCAGGUAUACUUAAUUCCUCAUCAAGGAUCAUCAUCAUCAACGUCUGAUGGCAUAAUUAAAGUCUUUGAAAAAGCCAAAAAGUUUCAAGACACAAGUUCAGAUGAUUUUCCAGUGGUCAGUGUCGUAUUAUUGGAUGAAGUUGGAUUGGCUGAAACAAGUCCUCAUAACCCAUUAAAAGUUCUUCAUUCUCUAUUGGAACCAAGUUAUCCUGCUGAAGGACCAACUGUUUCUGUUGUUGGAAUUAGUAAUUGGAGAUUAGAUAAUAGUAAAAGCAGUAGAGCCCUGUUAGUGCAAAGACCGCAAUUAACACUUAAUGAUCUUGUAGAGAUAGCAGUGCGUUUACUUAAUGACGAAUCAACCACAAAAGUACAGCCAUCUUCUGUAAGGCACAUAGCAACUGCCUACUUAGAGUAUGCAGAAUCUGGACAAGUAAUUCCAAAUUUCCAUGGACUUCGAGAUUACUAUUCUUUAGUUAAAAAUCUUUCAAGCCAGGAACUAACACCAAAGAAUAUACAAAUGUCUUUAGCUAGAAAUUUUGGCGGUACCAAUAAUUAUUCUGAAAUAUGUAAAAAAUAUUUUGGAAAUGUUAUAGAUAUUUUUAAUUCAAAUCAAAACUGGACUUAUGAACCGAUAUCGACUGAAUUUUUAAUUAAUGCAAAUCUUGAAGAUGAGUUCGCUAGACAUUUAAUGGUAAUCGGAAACAGUGAUUCGAUUGUUAAUUUAUUAGUUUAUCAAUUGAGACAGCGAGAAUUGGAACCAGUUGUUAUUUUUGGAUCACAAUUUCCUAAAGAUCAAAAUGAUCAAGGAAGUGACUAUUCAUAUACUGUUUUGAGUAGAAUUAUGAUGUGUGUGGAAGCUGGUAGACCUCUUAUCCUAACUGACUUGGAUAUAAUCUAUGGAAGUCUUUAUGAUUUAUGGAAUCAGAAUUAUAUCGUAGUUGGUAGUAAAGAUGAUCCAAAAUAUUAUACCAGAGUUGCGCUUGGUGCUUAUGCAAACCCAAUGUUAUCCGUAUCAAAGAACUUCAGAUGUAUUCUUGUAAUGGAUGAAUCAAAAGUAAAAGAUGCUGAUCCGCCACUCCUAAACCGAUUCGAAAAACAAAGAAUGACAAUGAGAGAUACAUUUACAUCCGUUCACGAAGAAUUGGUUGAGGAAUUAACUUCUUGGGCAAAGAGAAUGUCAACUAUAACAUCAAUGCAGCUCGCUGUUUCACAGGAUAAAUUUACAUUAAGUGACUUGUUUAUUGGAUUUAAUCCCGAUGAAACUAUUCAGAGUUUGGUGAUUGAUAUUAAAGAGACUUAUCAGUGGAUGGAUAGUUUGGAGAUCUUGGAAAAGUGUAAAGAAUGCCUGAUUGCGAUUGCUUCUUCUGAUGGCAUUGUUAGGUCUGAGAAAUCUGCAUUGGAACCCGAUGAAAUAGAACAUUGCAAAAAAGUUUACUUUAAAGAUCAACAUCAUGAUCAUCUGGAAGAUUAUUUUUCAUCUCUACUUGAUACAGAGCCGACGACUAAAGGGUAUCAAAUUAUUAUCAACACAUUUUCGAAUAUCAAUACAGACAUUGCGAAAUGUCUUAAAGACGUAUUUACUUGCCAAGUUCUUAAACUAUCAACCUUUAAAACUGAAGCAGAGUUUCAAAAUCAAAUUAAACGAUUCUGGUUCGAUUCACCAAAUAAAGUGAUGUUGGUAUUACAAUGUGAUCUUACUACCGCUAACGCUGGAUGUAUUAAGUUGGCCAAAUUUUUGAUCGAACAAUGCCGAUUAGAGUAUUUUACAAAAAUGGAACAAGCUCAAGGGUCGCAAGAACAAGAAAACUUUAUAGUUAAGCAUUGGAAACAAGUUACAAUUGAGACAUUGGUUCGACAAGAAAAACCUUUAUCAUCACUUUUGUAUGGAAGUCUUUGUGAGAUUAUUGAAGAGACUUAUCCAUUUGAAGAGAUUUUGAAACAAGAAUUGUUAUGGUGCUUAUUAUGCAUUAAGUACCCAUCUAACCUUAAAGGAGUUAACCAUCUAAAGUACAUAACCGAAAAAAUCCCUGGAAAUCAGGAACUUGUCAAUGCAUUGAAAACAAGAACAAAAGAAUGGAUAGAACAAGAAAAUUCAUUAACAGAUUGGCAAUAUCAUGUUGCAUCCAGUAAAAAGUCACUGUAUCCACAUUCGUCAUUUGUUACCGCAUUGUUAACACAUAUUCGAGCAAUGGUUCGAAAACCAUUAGCAAGAAUAUUAUGCGCACUUGAACGAGUUUCUGCAAUUGAAACAUUUAUAAACCUCAACCAUCUCAAAGAUGAGCAGCAAGAACAAUUAUCAACGUUCUGGAAGGAAAUGUUUGCGGAUAGAGACGUCAUCAAUAUUGAUCUAUUACAACAACCAAAACCCGAUAUAUAUUCAUUACCGGGAGGA